AUGCGCAUUGCUAGAGAGAGCGCGGAUUGCCAAAGGGAGAAAGCAGACAGCGCGCGGCUAACGGCGGGUGUUUAUUUCUAGGCGGGAAGCGGGAGGAGAAGGAGUCGCCAUGCCGAGGGAGAUCAUCACACUGCAGCUGGGGCAGUGUGGCAACCAAAUUGGGUUUGAAUUCUGGAAGCAGCUUUGUGCAGAGCAUGGCAUCAGUCCUGAGGGUAUUGUAGAGGAAUUUGCCACGGAGGGUACUGAUCGCAAAGAUGUGUUUUUCUAUCAGGCAGAUGAUGAGCACUAUAUCCCACGAGCUGUUCUCCUGGACUUGGAACCACGAGUAAUACAUUCCAUUCUGAACUCUCCAUAUGCUAACCUGUACAACCCAGAAAAUAUAUACCUGUCUGAACAUGGCGGUGGGGCUGGGAACAACUGGGCCAGUGGAUUUUCACAGGGGGAAAAGAUUCAUGAAGAUAUUUUUGACAUUAUAGACAGAGAAGCUGAUGGCAGUGACAGCUUAGAGGGUUUUGUGCUGUGCCAUUCCAUCGCAGGCGGGACUGGCUCUGGUUUGGGUUCUUACCUCCUGGAGAGAUUAAAUGACAGGUAUCCUAAGAAACUGGUACAGACAUAUUCAGUCUUCCCCAACCAGGAUGAAAUGAGUGAUGUAGUAGUGCAGCCAUACAACUCCCUCUUGACGCUCAAGCGGCUCACACAGAAUGCUGAUUGUGUGGUGGUUCUAGACAAUACAGCUUUGAACCGCAUUGCUACUGACAGGCUGCACAUCCAGAAUCCAACAUUUUCUCAAAUCAACCAGCUGGUCUCCACCAUCAUGUCUGCCAGUACCACUACAUUGCGCUAUCCAGGCUACAUGAAUAAUGACUUGAUUGGAUUGAUUGCUUCCCUUAUCCCCACUCCCCGGUUGCACUUCCUCAUCACAGGCUACACACCGCUUACCACAGACCAGGCUGUGGCCAGCGUUCGCAAAACUACUGUCCUUGAUGUGAUGCGACGGCUGCUGCAGCCCAAGAACGUCAUGGUGUCCAUGGGACGUGAUCGGCAGACAAACCAUUGCUACAUUGCCAUCCUGAACAUCAUCCAGGGAGAAGUGGAUCCCACCCAGGUCCAUAAGAGUUUACAGCGGAUCCGGGAGAGAAAACUCGCUAACUUCAUUCCAUGGGGCCCGGCUAGCAUUCAAGUGGCACUUUCCAGGAAAUCUCCCUACUUGCCAUCAGCACAUAGGGUCAGCGGUCUGAUGAUGGCAAAUCACACCAAUAUCUCGUCGCUCUUCGAACGUACCUGCCAUCAAUACGACAAACUACGCAAACGUGAAGCCUUCCUGGAACAGUUCCGCAAGGAAGACAUAUUCAAAGAGAAUUUUGAUGAGCUUGAUGAUUCCCGCAAGAUUGUGCAGGAGCUGAUUGAUGAGUAUCAUGCUGCCACUCGGCCUGACUAUAUUUCCUGGGGCACACAAGAGCAAUGAGUUGGCUUGUAGAACUCUCUUGCCUUCUGUCAUGUUUUCCUCAAGAUUGCUUCAAAUACACCAGCUCCCAUAUCUGUGUGUGAGGGGGCGUUCACAGGUCCUUCAUGGAAGGAAGGGAAUCAGAUGCCUUUUUGAUGCUGAUGCUAAGAUCCUUGCCCAUUUGCCUCAAGGUUGUAUGUGGUACCUUCCCUUAGAUCAGGAGUCACCAGGUCUGGUUAAUAGCAAGCAGUACUAGGGUAACUUCUUCUGCUUGUUCCUUUUGAAUGUCCUUAAGCACGUUUAUCUACUAAGCUGUCUUUCAUGGUGCACUUGUAUUUAUUAAAACACAUUUAUGUUGGCAUAGGUGCCAGAGUGAACAAUUGCACUAGGAUGCCCAUAACAUUUAAAAUAACACAAACCUGUAUUUUUGCAUAAGAUACCAACUGGCACUUUAUGUUGUUCUGUUUUUAUGGGACAGUAACUGCACUGCAGCUAUAACUGGAAUGUAGGGAAGAAGAGUUUUCAGAGUCUGCAACUUUUCGUAUUGCAAAGGAUAAAGGGGUUGAUUAUACACAGCUUUUUUUGUUCCUUCUCUCCCUUCCACCUUUCUAAUAUUGUCUGAAAUAAGAGGGAGUAGAAAACAAUCCCCAAGUACUGUAUAUUUAUUUGGCAUUCUUUCCAGUUCUCUUCAUUCUUAACUCCAAGGGGAAGCAUUCCAUCAUAGUUGCUGUAAUAAUUUCCACAACAACCAGGUAAUCAGAAGUUAAAUGGAGUAAACAUGGUUAUAUUAUUGUUUUUACUGUCUAGAAUUAUCAGUUAGCAGCUAACUCAGGCCUACUAUAUUAUUAGUAAUCUUUCCAUGUUCCUGCAUGCCUCUUGUUUCCAGUACUGCAUUUUAAAACCUUUCAAAAACAAUGUGCCCAUCAUUUUCUUCUUGCAGAGUACUGCUCUUUUCCUAUCAAAUGGGUUGUAAUUGGCAGUACUCUGCAAGAAGAAAAUGAUGGGCACAUUGUUUUUGAAAGGUUUUAAAAUGCAGUACUGGAAACAAGAGGCAUGCAGGAACAUGGAAAGACUCAUUUUGUUUGCAAAGGCAUAGCUGUAGUACUGGGCAGCUUUCAAAAAAGCCAGCAGUGGCCUUGGUUUGGGAAUUGAAAGACUAAUUGCUAACCUUUAUAGCCCUUGUGUUACAUGUACAUUAUUGCGGAAUUGUGUAUCAAUGAAAACAAAAGUCCUCUGCUGGGAUGUGUGCAAAGAAUGGAAAUUGUCCCUAUGGGAAAUGUGUGUUUAUGUAUACAUUUAAUAUUGAAGAUCUGCUGGAUGAGAGCUGGGGAACACCCUUAGUGCACCUGCUGCUUUCUAUGCUGGCAGAUCAUACUUUACUGAAGGCCAGAACACCCUAUAUUUAGUUUUUCUCACAAGGCAGGUUCCCCCUCUAGUUAUAUUCACAGUAGUGCUAAUAAUCCAUUGUUUCCAACCUGAUUUGUUUUCCAAAAGAGGAACUGUAGAAGAGCCAGCCACUGGAGGGGAGCUUCAGUUUAAGACAGCAUUUACUGACCGUUUGUAUCUCUUGUGCAAGGUGUGAUACAUGAAUGGAAAAUAGUGAAUUACAAAUAAAAAGCAAAAAUUGUGA
Anolis carolinensis (green anole) is the source of this 3074-nucleotide messenger RNA. RefSeq names its product tubulin gamma 1 (gene tubg1). Lineage: Eukaryota; Metazoa; Chordata; Lepidosauria; Squamata; Anolidae. The coding region runs from base 110 to 1465 and encodes 451 amino acids. The transcript has 11 exons. Gene Ontology annotation, biological process: mitotic sister chromatid segregation; cytoplasmic microtubule organization; meiotic spindle organization. Gene Ontology annotation, molecular function: structural constituent of cytoskeleton; GTP binding. The record is from RefSeq and is a predicted model, not a curated record. Gene Ontology annotation, cellular component: nucleus; centrosome; gamma-tubulin complex.